Diceros bicornis minor is the source of this 6603-nucleotide messenger RNA. RefSeq names its product zinc finger GRF-type containing 1 (gene ZGRF1). Gene Ontology annotation, molecular function: zinc ion binding; helicase activity. NCBI's taxonomy places the organism in Eukaryota, Metazoa, Chordata, Mammalia, Perissodactyla, Rhinocerotidae. Gene Ontology annotation, biological process: double-strand break repair. Bases 315 to 6359 code for a protein of 2014 amino acids. Gene Ontology annotation, cellular component: nucleus; site of double-strand break. The record is from RefSeq and is a predicted model, not a curated record. The transcript is spliced from 31 exons.
UGAACUGAUUCCCGGGGUUUCCGGGGCGUGAGGGUGGGUAGGCGCCGGGAUUUGAGCGACAGGCGGCGAAGCUGAUUUGGGGCGAGGGGACCAGAGAAUCUGCUCGGCCGGAAGCGGACCGGAGGGUGCUGUGUGGAGCCAGGAUUGGGUGGUGACAGUCACGGCUUGGUCGGACUCCCUGUCAUAGCUGGUUCCGCGUCCUCACGGCUCUUCCCAGCCCCUGCUCUGCCGUUCCCGCGUACGGGUAGCAUAAAUAGUUGAAUAACUACUGAUUAUUUUCUGGACCUGACUGGUUUAUAAGUUCAGAAGAAACAAUGGAGAGCCGAGAAUUUAUUGUACUAUAUACUCAUCAAAAGAUGAAGAAAUCAAAGGUGUGGCAAGAUGGAAUUCUGAAGAUCACUCACUUGGGAAACAAAGCAAUUUUAUAUGAUGACAAAGGAGACUGUUUGGAUAGUAUAUUUCUUAAGUGCCUUGAGGUGAAACCUGGAGAUGACUUAGAAAGCGAUCGAUACUUAAUCACAGUUGAGGAGGUUAAAGUUCCUGGAAGCAUAGCUGUUAAACAGGAUGUCACUAACGCAGCAGCAGAGUUUAAUUCAAGGAGGUUUAUAUCCUCUGGCCGACCUCUUGGAUGUCAGCCUGCUGGUUUGAAAAGGAAGUUUACUGGUUUUCAAGGACCACGUCAAGUGCCAAAGAAAAUGGUGAUUAUGGAGAAGGGUGAAUCAGCUGCAUCACCUGAGGCUAAGAAACCCGGCCCUGUUUUUCUUUCUCCAUUCUGCAGCACAACUUCUUUGUUUUCUACUGUUGGCAAGAAAGAUAUAAAUAAUAUGCCAGCAGACCCUGAGAACACUGACACUUAUAAGAGCAGAGAGAGAAAUGGCAUACCGUUUUCUUCAGUUGUCUCUAUUCCAUCCUUCAAGAUUAACCCAGAAAUGCUAUGUGAAGAAAAUUAUUUUUGCUCUCCUAGCAGUUCUGUAAAUAAGCAAUCAGAUUCCUUACUGACCAAUGAGGCCAGGAAAAGAGAUGGUUUGGCAUCUCACUGUUUAGGCGUUUCACAAAACAUCAGAAGCAAAGCACAGAUAUUAGCUCUUCUGAAGUCCAAAUCAACCAGUAUUUGUAAGGAACUAAAUUCUGAGAUUGCAGAACAUUUCCCUCAGAUACAACCACAAGGAACUAUAAACGUUCCUAAUAAACCACAGUACUUAAUUGAAGGGGAAGAGUGUGCUGAGGUGAAGAGCACAGAAAGGUUACACUUCCAGCAUCAAUCGGAAAAUACCGUGAGAAAUAAAAGCCGGUGGGCCAUGUAUGUAUCCUCACAGAGUUUGCCUGUACAUUCUUCUACUGAAGAUGGACACGAUAUAGAAAGAAAACCCAAGUCCCAGGAGGAGAAUAUAAAUUUAAAUUUGAAAGACCUUUUGGUGCAAAAAAGGGUACAAUUCUUUGAAACAUGUGCUGAAAAGGGGAAAAAAUAUAAUGAAAACAGGCCAGUAGAUAAUAAUGAUCAAUCCUGGGAUCAGGAAGUAAAAUUAGAAAUGCCUUCAUUCUGUGAAAGCAACAACUUACCAGUUACCUGUAGCAAUGUAGAAAAUGAUGGCUUAUUAUCAGAAUCGGACAUUCAGGAAAAUAAUAAAAUACCUGUUCAUCAGAAUGACCAGAUGUAUGUAAAAGGAUCAAUUCACGUUAGAGAAAAUGCUCAGGAGGUGAAUAUGUGUGGAACACCGGAAAAGGAAUGUGAACGCCUGGUGUUGUGUCUGCCAGAAUCUGACCAUCUGCACGUGGCCUCUCCUCUAAGUAGCAGUGCUAGGAUCUCUGAUGACGUUACCCACACGUUUGCUAAAAGUAAUACUGAUGAUGACAGUCUUAAUAAUAUUCGUGAACCUAUGAGUAAUGUGACAGAACCUCUUGUGGAGGUCACUUUUGAUCUGAACAAUUUUGAAACCAGUGACACUGAGGAGGAAUCACGGGAAAGCAAUAAAAUUUCCCGGGAUUCAGAGGGUUGGGUAAAGGAAACUUCCGUUAAUGAUGGCAACGUAGGUGUUCAAAAGAGGUGUGAGGAUACAGGCUGUAAAGAAGUUGGCAGUGAACGUUUGCCUCUCUCAGCGUCUACUGCGAGUACACCUACAGAGACAUUUCCUAUUAAAGAGACUCUGCUAUCACAGUUUUGUGAUAAAACUUGUGUAGGUUUUGACACAGGACCUUGGAAAGCUGAAAACACUGGAAGAGAAAUAGAGGAGUAUAGUGACAUGUUAAGCAAUUUUGACUCAUCUUUAGAGUGGGCUGAUGAUGUAUACGUAGACAAUGAUGAAGAUGCUAAUAAAUCUACUGAAAAAAUCAGAAUUAACUAUGAUUUUGCUUCACUCCCGAAUAAAUCUAAAGGUAUGAAUACUAAUUUACACAUCCCUCAUUUUUUAAACAUAGCCACUAAUCAGACUCCUGAAAAUAACCUAUUUUCGGAACACGCUCGGCCUCAGCCUUUCGUUGUGGGAAGUGACUUAGACAAAAAUGAUGAACAGGUUUUACCAUCAACCUCCAGCAGUGACAUCAGUAUCCAACUAUUAAGUGCCAGUCAGAAUCACUCUGAAGAAUGUAUUGCACUCGAUAAACCAAAUUCUCAAGUUUCCGAUUCUUUGUUUUUCCCUCUGGGAAAAAAGCGUUCUAUUUCCAAAGACACAGAAGCACGUAUUCCUGAAUCUGAAGAUUUGGAAAGGAUUGGAAGUUUAUCCCAUGACCAUACUGAAGUAGAAACUACUGGAGAAAGCAAACAAUACUGGAAUAGUCCUAGAAAUUCUUCAGAACUUUCUGGACUAGUAAAUAACAUUUCCCUUUUAAAAUCCUUGUCUGAACACAGUACAGCUUUAGAAGGCUUGGAAAUACUGAAGAAGAAAAAUACUACCUUUCAACAACAAGAAGCCCUGCAGAUGUAUGAGCCAGAUAGCAAUCGUGAAGCUAGGAAACAACUGACUACAGCAGUUUCACAAGCUUUACCAAAGUCUCAUCUGAACCAGGAUUCUCAACAGUAUUCUAUUCCAAAGAUUAUAAAAGAAAAUGAAGUUGAACCAAGUGAACCACUUCAGUCUUUGCAGUUCUUUUCCUUGGGAGGUGAAGAAGAGACUGCUUUUCUGGCUGUUAUUCCUAAACAAACAGAGAGGAAAACCUGUGACCCUAAGCCUGUUGAGUUUCAAGGGCACCAAGUGAAGGGAUCAGCUACUAGUGCUGUGAUGGUCAGAGGACACAGCUCACAGCUAGAAUGCAGUCAGUUUCCAGAUAGAAUUGAAUAUGAAAAUUGCACGACAGACCCUUGUUUUUUGACACCAAAGUUGCCUAGCACUUGUAUGCAGAUUGACUUCUUGCAGUUCCCAGAUGAAGAAAACUUUCCAAAAGAAGGUACUAACUUUAAUAUUGAAGACAAUUUUCAAGUGAUAGCUGAGUCUAAUAAGGACUCAUUUGAAAAUGAACCAAUUUUAGAUUUCCCUCCUAAAGAUUCAGAACAUUCAUAUCAUUAUCUGGAUUAUAGUUUUAAAUCAGCAGAGAGGACUUCAUGGGAAGCAAAUAAGGUGACAUCACCAGAACAGAAGAUCUCAACAUUGAGCCCUGUUUCUACUUUUUCUUUGAACUCAAGAGCUGAAGACUUCAAGCUAGAAUUCUCUGAGGAGUCCCCGAAAGCAAGAACUUUACCUGUAAUGAGAAAAUCCAGUUCUCUGGAGAAUAAGCACCUUCAGAGGCUUCUGCUCAUUUCCAAGACUGAGGAGAUUCAUAAUGUGUUAGGAAAGUCUGCCUGCUCCAACUGCAGUGUAACAAGAGAUCUACAGGAAAUAAAUGGCUCUGAGCUAUGCUUCCCAAGUGGGCAGAAAAUAAAAUCUGUUUAUCUUCCCCAACGGCAAAUUCACAUACCAGCUGUUUUUCAGUCACCUGCUCAUUAUAAGCAGAUUUUUACAUCUUGUCUCAUAGAACAUCUAAAUAUACUGCUCUUUGGGUUGGCGCAGAGGUUGCACAAAGCUCUUUCAAAAGUUGACAUAUCAUUUUACACAUCAUCAAAAGGAGAGAAACCGAAAAAUGUAGAAAAUAAUGUGCCAUCCUGCCAUCAUCAUCAACCUGCAAAACUUGUCAUGGUUAAAAAGGAAGGUCCAAAUAAGGGUCGUCUCUUUUAUACCUGUGAUGGACCCAAAGCUGACCGAUGUAAAUUUUUCAAGUGGCUUGAGGAAGUGACCCCAGGAUAUUUAACACAGGAAGAAUCUCUACCUAGCAUGGUUUUAAGUGAUAUAAAGAGUAUUGGCUUGUACUUAAGAAGUCAAAAGAUACCCCUCUAUGAGGAAUGCCAGCUUUUGGUGAGAAAAGGAUUUGAUUUUCAAAGAAAACGGUAUGGCAAACUAAAGAAGUUUACUACUGUAAAUCCUGAAUUUUGUAAUGAACCUAAAAGCAAGCUCUAUCUUAAGCUCAGUCGGAAGGAAAGUUCUUCAACUUAUAGCAAAGAUGAUCUUUGGGUCGUUUCAAAAACCCUAGACUUUGAACUGGAUACUUUUAUUGCAUGUAGUGCUUUCUUUGGACCAUCAUCUUUCAAUGAGGUGGAGCUACUACCUUUGAAAGGUUAUUUCCCCUCUAAUUGGCCCACUAACAUAGUGGUCCAUGCGUUACUGGUUUGUAAUGCUAGCACAGAGCUGACUACUUUGAAAAACAUCCAGGACUACUUUACUCCAGCUACUCUGCCUCUAACACAGAAUCUGUUAACAAUGUCUUCAUCAACUCCAGUUAGCAACAAGAGAGUCAAUAAAAGAAAAUUUAUCCCACCAGCCUUCUCAAAUAUCAACACAAAAUUUGAACUCCUCAGUCUAAGAGCAACGUUGCAGUUAGCUAGUGAGUUAAUUCAGGCAUACAAGUUAAACAAGGAUCAAGCUACAGCUCUGAUUCAGAUAGCUCAAAUGAUGGCCUCACACGAAAGUGUGGAAGAAGUGGAGGAACAGCGAACCCAUACCCUCCCUAUCACCAUCAUACAUGGUGUUUUUGGAGCAGGAAAGAGUUAUUUGCUGGCGGUGGUGAUUUUGUUUUUUGUACAGCUAUUUGAAAAGAGUGAAGCUCCUACAGUUGGAAAUGCAAGACCGUGGAAACUUCUGAUUUCUUCUUCCACUAAUGUAGCUGUUGACAGAGUACUUCUUGGGCUUCUCAGUCUUGGAUUUGAAAAGUUUGUCAGAGUUGGGAGUGUUAGGAAGAUUGCCAAGCCAAUUUUACCUUAUAGCUUGCAUGCUGGCUCAGAAAAUGAAAGCGAACAGUUGAAAGAACUGCAUGCACUGAUGAAAGAAGACCUGACCCCUGCGGAGAGAGUCUGUGUGAGAAAAAGCAUUGAGCAGCACAAGCUGGGGACCAAUAAAACCCUGCUGAGGCAGGUUCGAGUAGUUGGAGUUACCUGUGCGGCCUGCCCAUUCCCAUGCAUGAAUGAUCUUAAAUUUCCUGUGGUUGUGCUGGACGAAUGUAGUCAGAUAACUGAGCCGGCCUCCCUCCUUCCUAUUGCAAGGUUUGAGUGUGAAAAGCUGAUUCUUGUUGGAGAUCCCAAACAGCUUCCUCCUACUAUUCAGGGUUCUGAUGCAGCUCAUGAAAAUGGAUUGGAACAAACUCUUUUUGAUCGACUUUGCUUAAUGGGUCACAAGCCAGUUCUAUUGAGAACACAGUACCGUUGUCACCCUGUGAUCAGUGCUAUCGCUAAUGAUCUGUUCUAUGAAGGACACCUCAUGAACGGUGUUUCAGAGGCAGAGAGGAGCCCUUUACUGGAAUGGCUGCCGACCCUGUGUUUCUACAACGUCCAAGGACUGGAGCAGAUUGAAAGAGAUAACAGCUUUCAUAAUAUGGCAGAAGCUGCUUUUACGCUCAAGCUGAUUCAAUCACUGAUUGCAAGUGGAAUUACGGGCUCUAUGAUUGGGGUGAUAACAUUAUACAAAUCCCAGAUGUACAAGCUGUGUCAUUUACUCAGCACCGUGGACUUUGACCAUCCCAAUGUUAAAGCUGUGCAGGUGUCCACGGUAGAUGCUUUUCAGGGAGCUGAGAAGGAAAUCAUUAUCCUGUCCUGUGUAAGGACGAGACAAGUAGGAUUCAUUGAUUCAGAAAAAAGAAUGAAUGUUGCCUUGACCAGAGGAAGCAGGCAUUUGUUGAUUGUGGGAAAUUUAGCCUGUUUGAGGAAGAAUCGACUAUGGGGGCGUGUGAUCCAACACUGUGAAGGAAGGGAAGAUGGAUUACAACAUGCAAGCCAGUAUGAACCACAGCUGAACCAUCUCCUUAAAGAUUAUUUUGAAAAACAAGCAGAAGAAAAACAGAAGAAAAAGAGUGAAAAAGAUAAAUCUAAAGAUAAAUCUCAUUCACAAAAAGACAUAGUAUAGAUAUUUUGUAUUUAUAUAAAUUCACAUUUAUUUUACACUAUACAUUUUUUAUAUUUUUAUUACCCCAAAAUCCUUGUUAUCGUGAAAAAAGUACUUCAUGAUAUUUAAAUAACAUUAAAGAAACAGAUAUAAAAAAAUUUGCUCUUCAAAAACGUAUACGUUACUUAUAUUAAGAUAGGCAGAUGUUGAAGGUGAUAUAAAAUCUUACUAAUAAAAAUUUUUCUCUAAAAAUUAUGGCUUCUGU